Tupaia belangeri chinensis (Chinese tree shrew) is the source of this 521-nucleotide messenger RNA. Its product is annotated as secretoglobin family 1D member 2-like. Bases 179 to 448 code for a protein of 89 amino acids. The transcript has 3 exons. Gene Ontology annotation, biological process: signal transduction. NCBI's taxonomy places the organism in Eukaryota, Metazoa, Chordata, Mammalia, Scandentia, Tupaiidae. The record is from RefSeq and is a predicted model, not a curated record.
GCCUUGGUGAGGAGUCAGGGCUAGAAUCCAGGCUUUGUGAUCUGCCACAGCCUGUGUGGGCAGGACCAGUGAAGCUCACCAGGUACAAAUAGUCUUGGAACCCAGUGGCACUGCAGGCUCCUGUGGUCGAGUCUAAACCGCUCGUUGUUUGCUAAAGCUGAAUGCAAAAUUAACCACCAUGAGGCUGUGGGUGUCUCUCCUGCUGGUCACUCUGGCCUUUUGCUGCUACCAGGCCAAUGCAAUGGUCUGUCCAGCUGUUGUUAUUGAUACAGAAAACAUCUUAACCAUGCCUAUGGGGAUGUAUGAGAAGAGACUUAAAGCGUUUAAUGCACCAGCAGAUGCUGUUCAGGCAAAGUUGCAAGUGAAGCAAUGCAUUGAUCAGAUGCCCAGAGAAGACAUACGUAAAAUUAAACACAUACUGGUGGAAAUGCUUCCUAAGUGUCUCUAGUUACAAAAGAUAUUAUAUUCUGUUUCCACUAUCCUCCAAUGAUACCUGAUUUCCAAUGCAAUAUGUAAAGGUU